Molecule: messenger RNA, 3122 nt
Organism: Rubroshorea leprosula
Lineage: Eukaryota; Viridiplantae; Streptophyta; Magnoliopsida; Malvales; Dipterocarpaceae
Source: the annotation of a GenBank genome assembly
CAGAUCUAGAGUAAUCAAAAUGUCUGAGGAAAACAUUGUUAUUAAUCCAGAGAAAUCAACCGUGGAUGAAAGGGUUGAUAAGUUGGAAGCUACAAUGCAAACUAUGGCUGCUACUCUUCAAACUAUCAAUAUCACUUUGUCCACUUUGACUACUGAUUCGGCUCCUUCACCUACAUCCUUAGUACCCGCAAUACCAGUUCCACCUGUCCUUAUCCCAUCAUCUACCAUCACACCGGGUAAUCGUGCUAAGGAUCCCAUGGUCACACAAUUGCAAUUUCCACCUAUUUAUGAGAAUCAGCCUCUAAUGGGGGAGUCAUCUUCACAUGCUCCACAAAUAUCAUCUCUACCCUUUGAAGCCUCACAUCCACCACUUGAGAUGAACAACCCAACCUUGCCCACAACCAUACCACCUUUGAUGGGACAAGUGCCAACUAUUCAACCCAACCCCUUGGUUGAGAUAUUGAGGCCUACUUUGAAGGAUGGGAAGUCAAGAGAGAUCGAUCACAAGUUGCAACAGUUGGAAGAGGCUCUGAAGGCUAUGCAAGGGCCACAAGCUUAUGGUUCCAUUGAUUUGGAUGAUCUUUUCUACUAUUUGGGAAUUCAGACAAAUUUCAAGUUCAAGCAACCGGAUUUUAACAAGUAUGAUGGCUCAGGUUGUCCUUAUGCUCACCUGCAGAUAUAUGCCAGGAAAAUGGCACCUUAUGCCAAUGAUGAGAGGGUACUCAUUCAUUACUUUCAAGACAGUCUGUCAGGCCCAGCAAGUAUUUGGUUCUCCAUUCUCGACAAGAAGAAGAUUCGCACUUUCAAGGAUGUGUCCCAAGCUUUCAUGAGGCAGUAUGAGUACAAUAUGAGUCUAGCUCCUACAAGGGAUAGCUUGCAGAGAGUUACCAAGAAGAGUAAUGAGACCUUCAAGGAAUUUGCCCAACGGUGGAGAUCCGAAGCAGCUAAGGUCAUUCCAACCCUUGCCGAUAGCGAAAUCUGCUCUCUCUUUAUCAAGUCAACUACCAGGACUUUCCGUCCAUGGUUAGCUCCUUGUGUGGGAUAUACUUUUGCUCAAUUAGUGACAGUGGGUGAAGAAAUUGAAGAUGGAUUGAAGACAAUGCAAGCGGCCGCUGUUCGACCACCUUAUCUAGACUGGUAUGAUCAGCAAGUCAGAUGUGAAUAUCACAAUGUGGUGGGUCAUGAUACUGAAUAUUGUACAACUUUGAAACAUAGGGUCCAAGAUCUCAUUGAUGAGGGUAAACUUCAACUUGAUACUAAAGAAACCAAGGGUGCUCCAAACAUCACUCAGAAUCCUUUACCUCCACCUGAUGCACCCACCAUGAAUAUGGUUGCCUUUGAUGAAGUUGAUAGGCCUGUGUUGGAGAAUGCCAGUUCUUGGUCUUUUGAUGAAUUAUUUGCCAUUUUAAUAGAACAUGAUCUUAUUCAUACAAUUGCAUCAGUGAGGUUGGAUGUUCCGCCUAUGACAAUUGAUGAUGCUUUGGUGUGUUUUUAUCACUUCAAUAUGAAAGGGCAUACUUUGCAAAAUUGUGGAGAUUUUCAAAGAAAAAUUAUAGAGCUACAAAGAAUGGGAUCUCUGAAGUUCAUGUCUGCUCCAGAGUCAGAGAAAUUCAGAGCAUCAGUGAUGGAAGAAUACUUCACUAAGGAGAAGCCUUACAUUUUGCAAGAUACUACAAAAGCACAAGUCAUCAGUCAGCCUUAUGUCUUGAAGACCUCUCUUAGUGAGUCACUCAUGGGAAAGACAUCAUCUGUGGUUAUGCCUCAACGCUCUACUAUUUUGAAUUCCAAAGUCAAUGGUGUGUCUAAUAUGACCCGCAAUGAUGAUGAGAUUCCCGAUAAAGGAAAUGGGCAUACCAAGGCUUUUCACAUUUCUGUUCAGUGCAAGAUGAUGAAUGUGCCUCAUGUGUUGAUCGACAAUGGUUCAGCUUUGAAUGUGAUUCCUAUGACAGUAUUGAAGCAAUUGAAAGUGGAUGAGUCUCACAUUAAUCAGUGUAACACAGUAGUUCGUGCUUUCAAUGGAACAAAAAAGAACGUGAUUGGAAAGAUUGAGCUUCCAAUGGAAAUUGGUUCUAUAACUUUUGAUGUGGAUUUCUUCAUUAUGGAUAUUUCUCCUGCUUGUAAUAUGCUUCUUGGGAGGCCUUGGAUACAUGUCGCCGGAGCAGUAUCAUCCACUUUGCAUCAAAAAGUCAAAUACAUUGUCAAUGGUGUUCUUGUCACGGUGAAUGGUGAGGAAGAGCAUGUCAUCCGAAAGGCUACAACCAUUCCUUACUUGGGAGUUGAUCCUGGAACUUAUGAAUCCUCUUAUCACUCAAUGGAGUGUGCUGCUACUUCUUAUAUUCACCCGAGGUUCAGAGGGAAAGGGCUGAAAUGGCUAAACCUACCAAAGUUGUUGCUAGAAUCAUGCUUUCAUGUCAUUAUCAGUUGGGAGAAGCUGAAGAAGGAAGAUUGGCAGAGAAUGCGUGCUAUUAAAAAGGAGAAAUGCCUUGCUAGACUUCAAGGGAGAGAUCCAAGGGAUGAACCAAUGUGGGUGCCGCACAUUAGAGUCACAUUUUCACGACCUACUGAGAUUUUGUGCCCUUUUCUUAAUGGAUAUGUGUUUGAAGAAGUGGUGGUGAAAGAUAUCACCAAUGAAGUCAGUUCUGAUGAUGAGGAAGACAGUUUUGGUUUCAACAACCUCUUUGGGCUAGCCAACAUGACAGAUCCUAAGGAAAGGUGGAGAAGGAUGCUUGUUGAAAGGAUAUUUAUGGAAAAUCACCCCAACUUCCAACUCAUUCAUCAUGCAAAAGCUCCAAUGGGAUCACAUGAGUCUGUGCCUCUUAAAACAGUGAAAGUAGAAUCACUAUGUGACUCGUGGGGAAAUUUGACUAUAAAUGCUCUAGAUGAGAAAAAACUUGAAUUUGAUAGGGGAAUUUCUCUGGUCAAUGGAAGCUCUCAAGCUAAUUGGCUAGCGAAACUUCUCCUUGUAGCUUUCAUCUCCGAGUAAGAAGAGUCAGCCUCUAGUAGUUCUGCUUGUAACUACAUGAAGGGAGGGAUUCAACAAGCACUUUUAUAUUUCUGAAAUUUAUGUUAUCAUGCUUCUAGUAUUCCCAUGCUUUUCUUUUCAAUGAAACAUGUUGCAAUCC